Messenger RNA from Coffea arabica (coffee), 1959 nucleotides. RefSeq lists its product as uncharacterized. NCBI's taxonomy places the organism in Eukaryota, Viridiplantae, Streptophyta, Magnoliopsida, Gentianales, Rubiaceae. The record is from RefSeq and is a predicted model, not a curated record.
AUGGACAGGAGUUGGAUGUCUAUUAAGAACUACCUAGACCCCAAGUAUUUAGAUGGAGUUGAUGAAUUUAUCAAGUUUGCUUUUCUAGGCAAGGAUCCUAAUUGUAAACUGCCAUGUCCUUGCAAAGUAUGCAAUAAUUUUGAGGAUCAAACUAAGGAAGUCAUGGCCAAUCACUUGUGUCGAGGAAUUGUUGAUAGUUAUACUAGGUGGAUAUAUCAUGGCGAAGGGUUUGAAUCUGAUGAUGAGAAUGAUGACAUAGAAAUAAAUGACAACGAUAGUGACUUUGACAGUAUGGAGGAGCUGUUAAAUGAUGUAGGAGUUGCUAACUUUGGUGAGAGUUGGAGACAUUCACCGGAACUUGAUACGGGUGCUUGUACCGAGAAAGAAGGAGAAGCAAGUAGGUUUCUCAGAUUAUUAUCGGAGGCUGAAAAAUCUCUAUACCCGGGCUGUGAAAAGUAUUCAAAACUCUCGUUUAUUGUCCAUAUCCUCCACUUGAAAACAAUGAAUCGGUGGACUUGUAAAUCUACUGAUAUGUUGCUGAAGUUCUUGCAUCAAGUAUUUCCUAUAGCUUUGAUUCCCAGUUCAUAUUACAAGGCAAAAAAUUUCAUCCGUGAGUUGGGGCUGAAGUGUGAAAAGAUCCACGCCUGUGAAAAUGAUUGCACACUUUUUUGGAAUGAAAAUAAAGGCCUUGAUCAUUGUCCAAAUGAAAAAUGUAAAGCACCGCGGUAUAAAUCUCCAAAUUCCAAAAUACCUAGAAAGGUGUUGCAUUAUUUUCCAUUAAAACCAAGGCUGCAAAGACUGUUUGUGAACAAAGAGAUUGCUCGGGAUAUGAGGUGGCAUAAGGAGAGACGUGUAGAUAAUGAGAACAUGAUGCGACACCCUGCUGAUUCAUUAGCUUGGAAGGAUUUUGAUAGAAAUCACAAGUCCUUCGCUGAAGAUCCUAGAAAUGUGAGGCUAGGACUUGCUAGUGAUGGCUUUAAUCCCUUUGGAACCAUGAGCAAUUCAUACAGUAUAUGGCCUGUUAUCCUUGUUCCUUACAAUCUACCUCAUUGGAAAUGCUUAAAAGAUCCAUUUUUUUUCCUAUCAAUGAUUAUUCCUGGUCCCAAAGCACCUGGAAAUGACAUUGACAUAUUCUUUAGACCACUAGUUGAUGAGUUAAAAGAGUUAUUUGCCACUGGUGUGGAGACAUAUGAUGCCUUCAGGGUGGAGAAGUUUAUGUUACGUGCAGCAUUUUUGUGGACAAUAAACGAUUUUCCAGCAUAUGGCUAUUUGUCGGGAUGGAGUACAAAAAGGUACAAGGCAUGUCCUGUGUGCUUAGAUGAGACGACUAGUCUAUAUCUUAAUAAUGGUCACAAAUGUUGUUACAUGGGCCAUCGCCGUUUUCUGCCUAUUGAUCAUAAAUGGCGUCGAAAAAAAAAGCAAUUUAAUGGAGAAAGAGAACAUAGACAGCCUCCUAGGACCCUAUCAGGUGAGGAAGUCCUCCAACAACUUCUUCGUAUUGAGCAAGUUGAGUUUGGCAAGGCACCUGAUUUGCUGCAACAGAAGAAAAGAAAACGCGUGCAGAACAGUUCAAAUUGGAAGAAGAUGAGCAUAUUCUUUGAACUUCCAUAUUGGAGUACCAAUAAAAUUAGACAUAAUUUGCAUAUUAUGCACAUUGUCAAGAAUCUAUGUGAAUCUUUGGUAGGUACAUUAAUGAAUAUCCCUUCGAGAACUAAGGACAUAUGGCAGGCUAGGGAGGAUUUAAAAGAAAUGGGAUUAAGGGAAGAGUUGCAUCUACAACCGGGAGGUGGCGCAUCUAAAGUUAUGCCACCUGCAUCUUACACUUUAUCACGCCUAGAGAAAAAGAAUUUCUGCCAGUUUUUUAGCACUAUCAAGUUCCCGGAUGGCUUUGCUUCAAACAUUCCUCGGUGUGUGAAGACCAUGGAGUGUCAACUUUUAGGAAUGAAGAGUCAUGACUAA